Molecule: messenger RNA, 1944 nt
Organism: Nothoprocta perdicaria
Lineage: Eukaryota; Metazoa; Chordata; Aves; Tinamiformes; Tinamidae
Product: inhibin beta C chain-like
Exons: 2
Coding region: 1-1050 (349 amino acids)
Biological process (GO): SMAD protein signal transduction; BMP signaling pathway
Cellular component (GO): extracellular region
Molecular function (GO): cytokine activity; growth factor activity
Source: RefSeq, a predicted model, not a curated record
AUGGCAGCGCGAGGCGCGGGCCCGUGGCUGCUGCUGGCGGUGCUGCUGCUGCGCGCGGCGGCGGAGCCGGAGCCGCGCUGCCCGUCGUGCUCGGAGCGGCGGCUGCUGGAGGAAGCGGCCAAGCGGCAGCUGCUGGACAAGCUGCGGCUCCGCGAGCGGCCGCGGCUCGCGCACGCCGUGCCCCGGGCCGCCCUGGCCCGCGCCCUGCGUCGCCUGCAGGCGGCCGGUACCCGCCGCGGCCCCGAGCGCGACGAGCGGGGCUACGAUAUCAUCAGCUUCGCGGAGCCAGAGCCCAUGUCACCCUCCCACACCAGGCUGCGCUUCCAGUUCAGCGGAAUGCAAGACCAGGACAUUCACCUCCUGGAGGCCCAGCUCUGGCUCUACCUUAGAGUUCCUCGAGACCUGGUAGCCAACCUCACCCUGAGUGUCUUUCUUGCUGGUGAGGAAGGUGACUUGGCCAGGGGCAAUCGCACACUGUUGGGCGAGAGGCAACUGAGUGCCAAGGGCAGUGGCUGGUGGACCUUUUCCCUCAUGCCUGGCCUCCAGAGCUUCUUUGACGGAGAGCACAGGACUCUGUGGUUGGACCUAGAAAACCUUGUGGACAGGGGCAAUAACAUGGCUGUGAUAAAUGCUAAUCGGUCCCACCAGCCUUUCCUCGUGGCCAAGGCAAAGGUGCAGGAGCUGGAUCACCAUGUAGCCAAGCGCAGCCUCCGCUGCAGCCAGAACUCUAACCUCUGCUGCCGCAAGGACUAUUACGUGGACUUCCGAGACAUUGGCUGGAAUGACUGGAUCAUUAAACCUGAGGGCUACCAGAUAAACUACUGUGUGGGCCAGUGCCCUCUGCACGUGGCGGGCAGCCCUGGGAUGGCCUCUUCCUUCCACACAGCUGUCUUCAACCUUGUCAAAGCUAAUAACAUCCAGGCAUCAGGGCACUCCUGUUGCGUGCCCACACGGCGCCGGCCACUUUCGGUCCUCUACUUCGACCGCAACAGCAAUAUUGUCAAGACUGAUAUCCCUGACAUGAUCGUUGAUACCUGUGGCUGUAGCUAGGGAUAGGGGAGCCAUGUUAAUACCUCCUACCUCCCCCAGGAACAGCUUUCUGGGCACUUGGGGUCAGGGGAAGUUUCUCCCUUCAGUUGGAUUGUGGUGUGACGGACCCACGUGGGAAGCUUGGGGGUGGGGGGGAUGCUCAUCUUGGGCAUCGCCUCAGGUCUGGGAGCUGUGGGGACACAUGGACCAGAGCAAGGCCACCUUGCACUGCCUGGGUCUGAGCUGUGUGCAAUUAGUGGCUCUGGACAUAUCUGCCCUGAUGCAGCGUUCCUGGUGUGUGGAGCUGAUCCCACACCUCUGGGGGAUGCAACCCCUCUGGGCAUGGACUGGGAGGGGGGGGGGACCUGCCUUGCUCAUGUUCAUGGGGUCUGGUUGCAGUUUGAGACCCAGUUCCUUGGGAGCAGAGCAGGGUGGGGUGGAGAAAUGAGUUGGUUUUCCUCCAAGCAGGAAAAUGAGGCAGGAAAAAGCAGUCCUGCUUCUCUCCACCGCAAUAAAACUUGCACCAAAUGUGGGCUAUAGUGUGGGAUGGAUGGAGCGAGGCACCAAUACCAGAUUUGAAAGGUGAGGGUGGAGACUGUCAGUGAACCCCCAAAAUGCAGUGACUAGACCCAGUCCCUGAUCCCAGAAGGACACAAGGCUGUGAAGGAAGGUGUUGCUUCCUAACCAGUCUCCCUCCUGUAUCCCCUUUCAUUCCCUGGGAUGGGUGGACCUUUCCUGCACCCCUUUGGGUUCUUCCAGCCCAGUGCCUCCAUAUAGGAGGCUAGAGUCAGAUUUUUGCCUUAGAGACUGUACUAAAGGUGCAGUUUUAUUUGCAACUUUACAAUUGCUACUAUUUUAUUGUGGAGGUUUCUGCAGCUGUUGGGACUCUUUCGUCAUCUGUCUUGUCUGCUCAUC